Messenger RNA from Ilex paraguariensis (yerba mate), 813 nucleotides. NCBI's taxonomy places the organism in Eukaryota, Viridiplantae, Streptophyta, Magnoliopsida, Aquifoliales, Aquifoliaceae. The record is from the annotation of a GenBank genome assembly.
AUGGCUAGCUUUCAGUUUGUGGCUCGCUCUGUUAUGGCAAUGGCUGUUCUUUAUGUGGUGGUUGGUUUUGAAGAUAAAAGGGGACAAAUUGGUUUUGAAGAUAAAAGGGGACAAAUUUAUGGUAAUGGAUGGAAUUAUGCUCAUGCUACAUUCUAUGGAGACAUGAAUGGUGAUGAUACCAUGGGGGGUGCUUGUGGAUAUGGAAACUUACAUGAUCAAGGAUAUGGUCUCGAGACGACAGCAUUAAGCACUGCACUCUUCGACAAAGGAGCCACAUGCGGAUCUUGCUACCAGCUAAUGUGCAUAAACGACUCUCGUUGGUGCAUCCCGGGCAUAAUUCGAGUGACCGCCACCAACUUUUGCCCUCCAAACUACACAAAGACCGAAGGAGUCUGGUGCAACCCGCCUCAAAAACACUUCGAUUUGUCUAUGCCCAUGUUCCUGAAAAUCGCGCAAUAUAAGGCUGGAAUAGUUCCCGUGGUUUAUCGGAGAAUAAUGUGCAAUAAACGAGGUGGGAUAAAGUUUGAGAUCAAGGGAAAUCCAUAUUGGAUGCUUGUGUUAGUUUAUAAUGUGGGGGGUGUUGGGAAUGUUGUGUCUGUGAAAGUUAAGGGUUCUAGGACUAAUUGGGUGCCAAUGUCAAGAAAUUGGGGGCAAAAUUGGCAAACUUGGGAAAAGUUUCAAGGGCAGAGUUUGUCUUUUCAAGUGACAACUAGUGAUGGUAGGAUGGUUCAAUCAAACAAUGUUGCUCUGGAUAAUUGGGAGUUUGGUCAGACUUAUGAGGGAGAAAAUUUUAGAGGUUCAGGCUGGAAUUAG